AUGCCUGUCACGACUCGCUCUCGCGCCUCUUCGGCUGGCCCGUCCGACAUGGCAACUCCUCGCCGCUCCACUCGCAUCGCCUCGCGCACGCCGAGCGUCGCUGGCUCCGAUGCUGGCUCUGAUGCCGGUGACCGUCGCCGUGAUGGUGCCUCCAUGACUCCAGCCAAUGCCAGUCGCGUUGGCCGCCUCAUUACCACCCGCCCCGCCGGUUCUAGGGCUUAUGGCGCUUCUGGAUCUGAAGAUCGACUGUCCGAACCGCCCGAGAUGGCUGAAGCCCCCACUGUUCAGGAGGGUUUUGCCGCCACCUUCUCGAGGCACCGUGACAGAGCUCGUGUCUCUGUCCCUCGCACGCUUGCUGAGAACGACGAACACGUCAGGGUCCCCCCUACCAUUCCCGAAGCACGCGAGACUUCCUCCUCUUUCAAGAAGUCUAGCUCUGUUCGCACAGCCUCGCGCCGCUCAACCUCCAGCCACCAUUCGGGCUCCAACAGCAAGCGCAUCCCCAACCAGUCUGCUGCUCCCAAUGACGACGGCCAUGCGGUUUCCGGCAACACUCGCAUCCCCACUCACCCGGCCGCGGUCAACGACGCCGUCCCGGUUUCCAAUGUCAUCCACGUCCAGAGCCCGUCUGCCGCUCCCAACGACGAUAGCCGCCCCGUCACUCGCGAUACCAAUGAGAGCUCCGUCCUGCCCACCAGGAGCUGGAACGACCUCUAUGAGGCUGCUUUCGUUGGAUGGGCCAACUACAACCCCGCUUGGUACGAUGUCGCACGUCGCAUCAUGCGCAACUACCUGGCUCCUAUCAUCUCGGUCUUCACGGUCAUCUCGAAGUUCGCUGCCAUGGUCAUCGGCUUCCUCUCCACCAUCUUCUUCUUCUAUCUACUCCUCGAUGUGUCUUUCAAGAGCGUCUUCGACCGCAGCAACACCACCUCCGGCUUCAUGCGUGAGAGCUCCCUAAAAGUCAUCAGCGUCAUCACUGGCUUCGAUUCCGUCAACCAGCCCUUUCCGAUUAUCGGUGAACUCAGCAGGCUUGAUUACCUGAACAACAAGGUUGGCCAAAUCGACAAGGCGGUGGGAAUUGUCCAGGAGGAUAUCAUCUACCUUCACAGCAAGAUUCCUGAGUACGUCAUGCUCACUCAUAACCCAAAGACCGGUCGUACCGAGAUUCCUGGCGCCUUUUGGCACGCUCUUCGCGACAACUUGGCCAAAGAAGGCAUUGUCGCCGGCAACCGUGGCGACGCCCCGUCCUGGACCAACUUCUGGCAAAACAACAAGGCUCACAUGGACGCAUACUUGUCGGACGCAGUCGACGCCAAGCUCAAGGAUGCAAUCCAGAAGAACGCACCCGUUGACAGGGAAACGUUCAUCGGCAUGGUGCAGGACCAAUUCCAGCAUCUGGAAACCCGUGUUGCCGACAUGGAGUCGUCGUGGAACAGCAAACUGGACAACAAGAUCAAGGGCCUUCUCGCGGCCCUGCCAAAGGGCCAACUGGACACAAUGGCCAACAACUUGUUGUUGGAGAACGCCUGGACGGCUCUCCACGCCGUCAACUUCUUCUCCAGGAGCCUGGGGGCCGUCGUGGACCCUCAUCUCACCUCCCCCACCAUGGCCUCACGUGGCUUGGCCAGGAGAGCUCUCGAAAAGCUAACCUGGAUCCCCGGCGAUCUCCCGCCCGCCGCAGCUCUCGUGGGCUGGGAGGAGCCUACAGACUGCUGGUGCGCGGCGAGGUCUCCGGGGUCCGGGAAGGCGCAAAUCGGGGUCAUCAUGCCCCACAAGAUUGUGCCAGAGACUCUCCUGGUCGAGCACAUCCCUCGGGAUGGCACUCUCGACAUUGGAAGUGCUCCUCGGGGGAUGGAGGUCUGGGUAGAGGUGGAGGAUGAGGGGGGCCGGGCGGCCUUCCCGGCAAUAGAGGACAGGCCGGGGGAGAGGUUUGUUCGGGUGGGGAGCUUCGAGUACAGGGUUGACGCCUUGAACCAUGUUCAGGCGUUCAGCCUGAACUCGGAGCUCCUCACCCCGGUCAACAAGGUGGUGGUGAGGGUGACGGGGACCUGGGGCAGGGACUGGACCUGCUUGUACCGGCUGCGCAUGAAUGGCAGGCCGGUCGACGAGUUCAACGGGUACUCGGAGUAG
Molecule: messenger RNA, 2130 nt
Organism: Diplodia corticola
Lineage: Eukaryota; Fungi; Ascomycota; Dothideomycetes; Botryosphaeriales; Botryosphaeriaceae
Product: spindle pole body-associated protein sad1 protein
Exons: 2
Coding region: 1-2130 (709 amino acids)
Biological process (GO): nuclear envelope organization
Cellular component (GO): nuclear envelope; meiotic nuclear membrane microtubule tethering complex
Molecular function (GO): protein-membrane adaptor activity
Source: RefSeq, a predicted model, not a curated record